Molecule: messenger RNA, 5696 nt
Organism: Scophthalmus maximus (turbot)
Lineage: Eukaryota; Metazoa; Chordata; Actinopteri; Pleuronectiformes; Scophthalmidae
Gene: thbs2a
Product: thrombospondin 2a
Exons: 23
Coding region: 244-3813 (1189 amino acids)
Biological process (GO): cell adhesion; negative regulation of angiogenesis
Cellular component (GO): extracellular region
Molecular function (GO): calcium ion binding; protein binding
Source: RefSeq, a predicted model, not a curated record
CCUCCGCCACUGUUGUGCCUCGAGUCCUGCAGACUGUGGAUGUAGUGAACCGAAGUGGACUUUAACGACUUUUACGCACGAGGGGGGGAGACACCACUUCUCAUUCAUUCGAUCAUCGACUCAGAUCAUCACAGGUCUGACUUCGAACUUCGUUUUCUGUCGGAUAUCUGAGUGAAGAUUUUUUUUAAAGGGAGAUAGAGAGAGAGAGAGAGAGAGCGCGAGAAAGUGCAUUCGUCAGGAGAUAUGAUACUCAGGAGAAGUGUCUUCUUGCUGCUCUUAUCAUUGAAUUUUCUACAGGCAUUACUUGAAGAUGGUGAUGGUGGCGGUGAGCAGGAGGACGAGACAUCAUUCGACUUGUUCGAAAUCAGCCAGAUCACACGCAAAACUCUGGGGGCCAAACAGUUCAGGGGCCAAAACUCAGAUCUCCCUGCUUACCGCUUCAUCCGCUUCGACCACAUCCCCCCAGUGAGCCCUCCCAUACUAAAACAAAUACUCCAACAGAUCCAAAAUAAUGAGGGCUUUGUGUUCGUGGCCAGCAUACGCCAGGACCGUGCCUCACGGGGCACCCUGAUUGCUUUGGAGGCCCCCGAUGGCCGGCGGCAGUUUGAGAUUGUGUCCAACGGACGGGCCAACACUCUGGACCUGGUGUACUGGGUGGACGGCUCGCAGAACGUGGUUUCGUUCGAGGAUGUGGACCUGUCGGACUCGCAGUGGAAGAACAUCACGCUCCACGUACACGGGGAGAAUGCAAACCUGUUUGUGGGCUGCAGCCUGAUGGACAGCUUCAUCCUGGAUGAGCCCUUCUACGAGCACCUGCAUGCCGAGAGAAGCCGCAUGUAUGUUGCGAAGGGAUCCAUCCGGGAGAACCACUUCAGGGGCCUUCUGCAGAAUGUGCGUUUCAUCUUCGACACUCCAGUGGAAGACGUCCUCCAGAGCAGAGACUGUGAGGUCACUAAGGAAGAUGAUGCGAAUAUUGUGAGCGAGAGCACAGAAAUCGUGGAUGUGAGCCCUUCCAUCACUACAAACAUCAUUGGUCAGAAGACGGAUGAGAUGGGUGCCGAUAUGUGCGAGCGUUCCUGUGAGGAGCUCAGCACCAUGUUCCAGGAGCUCAAAGGCCUUCGUGUUGUCGUCAGCAACCUUAUUGAUGGCUUGCAAAAAGUGACAGAGGAGAACACACUCAUGAAGGAGGCCCUUGGGAGGAUGAGGAACACUAAAGAGAAAAACAUGUGCUGGCAGGAUGGCCGCCUGUUUGACGAUAAGGAAGACUGGGUUGUAGACAGCUGCACCAAAUGUACUUGCCAGGAGUCCAAGAUCGUGUGUCACCAAAUCACGUGCCCCCCAGUGGCCUGUGCCAGCCCCUCGUUUAUGGACGGCGAGUGCUGCCCCGUUUGUCUUUCUAAAUACAGUGAGGAUGGAUGGUCCCCCUGGUCGGAGUGGACAGAGUGCACCGUCACCUGUGGGACAGGAACUCAACAGAGGGGUCGGUCAUGCGAUGCAACCAGUAACCCCUGCACUGGACCUUCCAUCCAGACCCGCAAGUGCAGCCUGGGCAGAUGUGACAGCCGUGUUCGCCAGGACGGCGGGUGGAGCUUGUGGUCGCCAUGGUCAUCCUGCUCAGUGACCUGUGGGGAGGGGCAGAUCACCAGGAUACGACACUGCAAUGCCCCCGUGCCACAGCUGGGGGGCAAAGACUGCGAAGGGAGUGGACGAGAGACCCAGCGCUGCACUGCCAAGCCAUGUCCCCUCGAUGGUGGUUGGGGUCCUUGGUCUCCGUGGGCAACCUGCUCAGCAACAUGCGGAGGUGGGGUCAGAAGUCGGACGCGAGAGUGCAACAGCCCUCAACCUCAGCAUGGCGGCAAAAAUUGUUACGGGGAGGCCGACGACAGUGACAGCUGUAACAAAAAAGACUGUCCUAUUGAUGGCUGUCUGUCGAACCCAUGCUUUGCAGGAGUGGAUUGCAACAGCUCUCCAGAUGGAUCCUGGGAAUGUGGCCCAUGCCCGGUCGGUUUCCGUGGAAACGGUACCCUCUGUGAAGACAUUAAUGAGUGUGAUAUGGUGUCUGAUGUUUGCUAUAAAGUGAGCGGAACGCAACGCUGCGUCAACACCAACCCAGGCUUCCACUGCCUUCCCUGUCCAAAGCGCUACAAGGGCACGCAGCCUUUCGGUAUCGGCGUGGAAUCUGCCAAGAAGAACAAACAGGUGUGUGAACCAGAGAACCCAUGCAAGGACAAGACCCACAGCUGCCACAAAUAUGCCGAAUGUAUCUACACCAGCCACUUUAAUGACCCGAUGUUCAAGUGUGAAUGUCGAACCGGUUACGCUGGAGACGGCUUCAUCUGUGGAGAAGACUCGGACUUGGAUGGCUGGCCCAAUCAGAACCUCGUGUGUGGUGCCAACGCCACUUAUCACUGCAAGAAGGAUAACUGCCCGAACCUCCCCAACUCUGGACAAGAAGACUUCGACAAAGAUGGCCAAGGAGAUGCUUGUGACAAGGAUGACGACAACGAUGGGAUACUGGAUGAGAGGGACAACUGUGCCCUCCUCUACAAUCCUCGGCAGUUUGACUUUGACAAGGAUGAAGUUGGUGACCGAUGCGACAACUGUCCCUAUGAACACAACCCUGCUCAAAUAGACACUGACCAUAACGGAGAAGGGGACGCCUGCGCAGUGGACAUUGAUGGAGACGAAAUUCUGAAUGAGAACGACAACUGCCCGUAUGUGUACAACACCGAACAGAAGGACACCGACAUGGAUGGAGUUGGUGACCAGUGUGACAACUGUCCAAUGCUGCACAACCCUGACCAGACUGACGUAGACAACGACUUGGUUGGAGAUCAGUGUGACAAUAACCAGGACAUCGACGAGGACGGCCACCAGAACAACCUGGACAACUGUCCCUACGUGGCCAACGCCAACCAGGCUGACCACGACAAGGACGGAAAAGGAGACGCGUGUGACUAUGAUGACGACAACGACGGCAUACCUGACGACAAGGACAACUGCAGACUGACACCCAACGAAGACCAGCUGGACGCCGAUGGCGAUGGAAGAGGGGACGCCUGCAAAGAUGACUUUGACAACGACAGUAUCCCAGACAUUCUUGAUGUGUGUCCAGAGAACAAUGCCAUCACUGCCACAGACUUCAGGAAGUUCCAGAUGGUCCACUUGGAUCCUAAGGGAACCACUCAAAUUGAUCCCAACUGGGUGGUCAGACACCAGGGCAAAGAGCUGGUGCAGACUGCCAACUCAGACCCAGGCAUUGCAGUUGGUUUUGAUGACUUCAAUGCUGUGGACUUCAGUGGGACGAUGUACGUGAACACGGACAGGGAUGACGACUACGCAGGCUUUGUGUUCGGCUACCAGUCGAGUGGGCGCUUUUAUGUAGUGAUGUGGAAGCAGAUCACACAGACCUACUGGGAGGACAAGCCCUCCAAGGCCUUUGGCAUCUCUGGCGUUUCCCUCAAAGUUGUCAACUCGACCACUGGCAGUGGAGAAAACCUCAGGAAUGCUCUGUGGCACACGGGCAACACUCCCGGACAGGUGCGCACUCUGUGGCAUGACCCCAAGAACAUUGGUUGGAAGGAUUACACAGCCUACAGGUGGCAUCUUAUCCACAGACCAAAGACUGGUUUCAUAAGGGUCGUGGUCUAUGAAGGUAAACAGAUCAUGGCCGACUCAGGACCAGUUUACGACAAGACGUUUGCCGGAGGAAGGUUAGGCCUGUUUGUGUUCUCUCAGGAGCUGGUGUUCUUCUCCGACCUCAAGUAUGAGUGCAGAGAUAAGACGGAGUUGCCAACAGUGCUCACAAGAUAACUGAAUCCAGUCGGCAAAGAAAUUGCAAAAAGACGGGAUUCUCUCUAAGCAAACAUGACACCCGUCAUCGCUUAAUCCAUUUCGACGUGAAUGGGACUUUCCGUACACUUCCAUGUUGUGCCUUGUUCCAUCCGCUGGAGAGGAAACUAUGGCUGAUUUCACUUUUCCUGGUAACUUAAAAAAAAAAAAAAGAAUUCCCAAGCUGGGAAAGAAAAAUGGGAGUGGACAAGUUUAAAAGAAAAAAAAAAGGCUCUGCAGAAUAUCUAACUAUAACUAGUGUACCUACAUAUGUCUACAUUUUAAAGGAUUCAUUGUACAACUACAUACUGCGUGUGCUUUCCAACCAUUUCCUCGCGCUCUACAACUUGUGAGCGGCUCAGUUCUUCUGACUGUAACAUGUUUGCGCCCUGUUUAAUCCUGCGAAGCCAAAUCAUUUAGCUGCCCAUUACUACUUCUCUUCAUCUUUUUCAUCCUGAAUGUGUAUGUUUGUUUUUCAUGGAGAACUUGAGUUAACAAUUUAAACAAUUUUAGCAAGUGCCAAAGAUGUUUAUACUAAGUCUGUAUGAUAAUUCCUCUUGUAAAUUAUUUAUGCCCUGCUUGUUUCGUUUGCUCGUUCCAGUUUAUGCUUGUAAAUAAUUAUUUAUUUGUUGACACUGACAAAACACAUUGAAUAUCACAAACAUCAAGAUAACACAUUAUAGUAAUGCAAGUUUCUUUUUUUUUAAAAUGCUGUUGUCAUGCACUUCCACUUGUUAGUUUUUCAGAUCUUUAAGACAAACUGUAGCGUAAAGAUAAACAUCGGCUGCCUUUUAAAUAAUCACAUAUGUUAACACAGCAUGUGUUUAUGUAUGUGAUCGCAGCUGCCAGAGAAGUUAAUUCUGGUGGGAUGUGUAUGUAAAAAAAAAAAAAAGCCACUGUGUUUGUUUCCGUAGCUGUCCAGACAGGGCCUCAUUGUCUUCAUAGUGAUAUAUCACUUUGGUACACGUGGAACAUUUUUUCUGGUCUCGUACUGUGCGUCUAUAGGAGCUCAUAAAUGGUCCAUUGCAAAAAUUGGCUGCAGAUCCGGCUACUGGCACUGUAGCAAGCAACCCUUUUCUCACUUAAUAUUGUAAUAUCAUAAAACCUUUUUAUCGGUAAUACAUGUUCAAAAGGAAAAAAAGAAAGUAGAUGGAGGUAGUUGGAUUGGUUUGAAAAGUAAAAGGGCCUUAUACCAAGUGAAUCCAAGCGCCAACAGCUGAGAGUCUGAAGUUCAAGUGUCGGUCACUGUAUGUGAUGGAGUCAUGAAGACCAAAAUGCGGUGAAAACAUUUAAUACAAACUGCUUUUUUCAUAUUUUUUUUUUCAUAUAGUCAUAAGCACCACUUGUGUGGUUGUUGUGAAACUUUCCAGUGUUUGACUGAAAAAGGAAUCCAGAUGAAGGUCUCUGAAAACAAAGUGUGACCGUGUGUGAGUGUGUGUGGUGUGGAUCGAGGACGAGCUCGUGUACGACCUCGUUCGCCUUGGCGUCUUGAGCGACGUCCGCGUUCUUCCUUGUUCCUUUUCCAUCUUGUCCUUUUUUCGUUCGUGAGUUUGCGAUGCACAAAAUGUAAAUGUUUUUUGUAUACUUGUGUUGUUAGAUAUACAUUUUCUACGAACAUUAGUGUAAGAUUGUUCUGUUUCAUAAAUAAAUCACUUGUACACCAUUCUGUUGAUUAUGUACAUGUGGAUCGACAGGCAUCCCAUUAUAACUGCUGUCAUAUAACCGACAUUACUCAUACAGUAUGAAAUGCUAACUAAAAUACAUUUUAAAGCAUAUGACUGGUGUUCAUUUAUAUAAAUGUUACUGUCAACAAAUGCAGCAAAAAUACAAUCUAGAUUCUCGGAUUAAAGCCUCUGCAUAUUUUC